Molecule: messenger RNA, 909 nt
Organism: Parnassius apollo (apollo)
Lineage: Eukaryota; Metazoa; Arthropoda; Insecta; Lepidoptera; Papilionidae
Source: the annotation of a GenBank genome assembly
AUGCAAUGCAACGCAACAGAAGAACAGAAGCGUAGUUUGACAAAGCAAAACCUGGCAGAUCGAGUUCGGUAUCUCUUGCGUUCCAAUAUAUUUGAUGUCGCCGAACUCGAACGGCUACGACGUGAGGGUGUUCCGUUGGAUGAAAAUGCUACGGCUGAGGAUGCGGCGCCACAAAUUGCAGAGCAACCCGCAAACGUGGAUGCCGCCGUGAAUACCCCAGUUUUUGUUGAUUUAAACGAUGAUGGAAAAGUCGUCCAGGAACUGGAAUUAGAGCAUAUGAGGAAUACAUUGGAAGAGGCGAUUGUGGAAACGCGUAGUACGCCUCUCGAAAAUCGACCGCGACUUCCUCGCAUAGCCCUAAGCGGGUGGAAUCGGGCUGUCGUGAGGGCUCUGAACCCAAUGCUGGUGACCUUUUUGGAAGCCAGCAGGGACCUUUGCGAGACGAACUCAAUUCUUUUUGGCGCCGCACCGGCAAUAUGCUGUAUUAUAGGUGCCAAACUUUCCACGGCUGGACGCGCUAAUGGACAAAGUAGCGCUAUCCCAGCCUGGAGAAUAAGAAUUGAAGAACGUAUCGCAAAGGCUAGGGCCCUCAUCGGCAGACUGAUAUGUUUCAGGUCUGGCAACAACAGGCCAAGGAUUGUGCGCACCGUCAGGAUGGCAUUUGCUGGGACAAAUGUUAGUUUGUCCCAGCCGGAUAUAAUGCAAAAAUUGACGGAGCGCAUAGACCACCUGAAGCAGAGAAUCGCUGCUUGGGGAAAGCGGAUUCGGCGAUAUACCGAGAGGUCGACACGGUUCAACCAGAAUCGUCUCUUCCAGAGUGAUCCGAAGAGGCUCUAUAAAUUAUUGGAGCAAACAAUGGUAAGUGGAACGGGCUCAGCACCGAAUCAGGCCGACACUGUCGCAUUCUAG